Penicillium angulare is the source of this 1311-nucleotide messenger RNA. RefSeq names its product tryptophan--tRNA ligase WRS1. The coding region runs from base 1 to 1311 and encodes 436 amino acids. The transcript has 2 exons. The record is from RefSeq and is a predicted model, not a curated record. Gene Ontology annotation, cellular component: cytoplasm. Gene Ontology annotation, molecular function: tryptophan-tRNA ligase activity; ATP binding. Lineage: Eukaryota; Fungi; Ascomycota; Eurotiomycetes; Eurotiales; Aspergillaceae. Gene Ontology annotation, biological process: tryptophanyl-tRNA aminoacylation.
AUGGCGGACGAACCAGGCCAGCCUCCGGCGCUCACCAAUUUGAGCCUUGCCGAACAGGCCCCCGAGGUCGAAACAAAGCAAGCCACCGGUCAAAUUGUGACUCCCUUCGAUGUCUCUGGUGGUGUUGACGAGUCUGGCAAGCUGCUGCCGGUGGACUACAAUAAGCUGGUGCAGCAGUUUGGAGCCAGUCCUUUGACUCCGGACAUUCUGGAGCGUUUCGAGAGGGUCACUGGCCACCGGCCGCAUCGUUACAUGCGCCGUGGCAUUGUGUUCAGUCACCGCGACUUGACCAAGAUUCUCGACUGCCAUGAACAGGGCAAGCCUUUCUACCUCUACACUGGCCGUGGUCCUAGUAGUGAUAGUAUGCAUUUGGGACAUACUGGGCCAUUUGAGUUUACCAAGUGGUUACAGGAUGUAUUCGAUGUGCCCCUGGUCAUCAUGAUGACUGACGACGAGAAGUUUAUGCACUCUCAAAAAAUCGAGAUCGAAGACGCCAAACGCUAUACCAAGGCCAAUGUACGGGAUAUUAUCGCUGUUGGCUUCGAUAUGAAGAAGACUUUCAUUUUCAGCGACUUUGAAUUUGUUGGCGGUGCUUUCUACGAGAACAUCUGUCGCUUAGCGAAGCGUAUUACAAUCAACCAGAUCCGAGGCACAUUCGGAUUCAACGACAGCAACAACAUUGGAGAGUUCCAUUUCUGUGCCAUCCAGUCCGCCACUGCUUUCGCGACUAGUUUCCCUCACAUCUUUGGCAAUGACCACAAGAAGGCCGCUAAGAUUCCUUGCUUGAUUCCCUGCGCCAUUGACCAAGAUCCCUACUUCCGUCAAUGCCGUGAUUACGCCGAGAAGAUGAAGUACAAGAAGCCCUCGCUCAUUCACUCCAUUUUCUUGCCUGCUUUGCAAGGUCCCGGCUCAAAAAUGUCCGCUAGUAUUGAUAGCUCCGCUAUUUUCAUGAACGACACGCCUAAGAAGAUCAAGGACAAGAUCAACAAGUUUGCUUUCUCCGGUGGUGGUGCAAGUGCUGAGCUGCACCGCGAGAACGGUGGUAACACUAAGGUCGAUGUUCCCUUCCAGUACCUUACUUUCUUCCUCGAGGAUGACGAGGAGCUCGAGCGCAUCCGUGUCAGCUACGAGAAGGGUGAGAUGAUGACUGGUGAACUUAAGAAGCGCUGUAUCGAGGAGCUUCAGGCGUACGUGUUAGGCUUCCAAGACCGCCGCGGUAAGGUCACUGAUGAGAUUGUGGCCGAGUAUAUGCGCGCUCGUCCUCUUGAGUGGAAUGGAAACCCCAAUCCUGUCCAGCCAGCAAAGAAAUAG